AUGAAAUUCGUGAUCCUCGCCUGCAUGGCCGCCGUGGCCGUCGCCGCCCCCCAGUAUGCCUACGAGACCCCUGCCCCGACCUACCUCGUCCCCGCCGCCUCCAGCCGAGAUGAGUCCGCUGAGGUGAUCGAGUUCAUUCCUAUCCUGAGGGACGACCGCGUCCACGAGGACGACGGAAGGUACAACCUGGACGUGGAGACUGCCAACGGAAUCUCCAUGUCCCAGUCCGGCUCUCCUGACGGUCCCGACGGCGCCAUCGUCAAGGCAGGCCAAUACUCGUACACUGCCCCAGACGGCACCUUAGUUGAAGUCAAAUUUGUCGCCAACGAGAACGGCUUCCAGCCCCAAUCUGACAUCCUUCCUGUGGCUCCCGAGUUCCCCCACCCGAUCCCUCAGUUCGUCCUCGACCAGAUCGCCUUCGCUGCUGAGGAGGACGCUGCCCGUGAACGUGCUGAGGCUGCUGAGGUUAAGGCUGCUGCCUCUGUGAAUGUCCCUUCACAGCUCUAUGGAAAACCCCAGUGAAAA
This is a messenger RNA of Penaeus indicus, 525 nucleotides long. RefSeq names its product cuticle protein AMP1A-like. Gene Ontology annotation, cellular component: chitin-based extracellular matrix. The coding region runs from base 1 to 522 and encodes 173 amino acids. Gene Ontology annotation, molecular function: structural constituent of chitin-based larval cuticle. NCBI's taxonomy places the organism in Eukaryota, Metazoa, Arthropoda, Malacostraca, Decapoda, Penaeidae. The transcript is spliced from 3 exons. The record is from RefSeq and is a predicted model, not a curated record.